Messenger RNA from Angiostrongylus costaricensis, 1926 nucleotides. Lineage: Eukaryota; Metazoa; Nematoda; Chromadorea; Rhabditida; Metastrongylidae. The record is from the annotation of a GenBank genome assembly.
AUGAAUAUCUUGAAUUUCAUUGAGUACCUCAGCACAACACAAAUUUUUUUAAUAGUUUUUAUGAUGUGGAAAUCACUGUAUUCAGUAACACACAGCCAUGAGCACGCUUAUCAGGAUGGCAAGACACUUCGUCUACCUCUCAAUGAGACCGCCACUAUGGAACUGCUAGACAGAUGGCUGAGUCAAGCAGUUUCUGGACUUAUUAGUGCAGUGCUGGAUUCCGAUGAAAUCGACGACUUACAUCAAUGCACGAAACGUGCUCGUACAGUUCCCGAACAUGCACGAUGUGUUGUUAAAAUUCUCGAUGUGACAAAACCUAUCAAGCGCAGGAAAACAAUCAGCGAUGACGUUCGAUUUCAGAUUGUAAAUCGAUCUUCGUACACGCUAAGAUCUCACGAUGAUACACCAAUUCUUUCAAAAGUCAUCAGACAGAUGACGAAAACUGUACGUACGCUGAAAAAUAAAAAAGGAUACGAAAGCUGGCGUUCUACCCUUCAUCGAAUCAGAGCUAUAGGUGCUACAGCACGUAUGCAGAAGGAAAAACGAGCACAGCUGAAGAAGAAGCUUAACAAAAUGAUUGCCAACACUCCAGAAAAGUUUAUGGAUCCGCGGAAGCCAUUAGCAGUAAAAAAAAUGGAGAUGGAAGAUUUGGCUAUGUCAUUGAAGAAGAAGCUUGCUGCCCGGAAAAGAAGCGAGAUGCGCGUUCCCAUGAAGCUGCUUCGGGAUUCGGUUAAGUUAUUUUUGGCGGCAACCGGUAAAAAUGUGACGAAGUUCGACAAAAAAACAGUGAAAUUGGCUUCACCACGACUAUUAAGUGUUGUACCCGAGCAGAACGAUGACGAUUUGUUCAACGUACUUUCUCCGUCGUUGUUUUCACUCCACGAAGACGGUGAUGAAGCAGAAAAAUCGAUGUCGCUACCGCGUUUACUUAAGCAGUUGCCGAACAGCGACUAUGAAGCGUGGCUCGAUUUCAUUAUGGAGGCAUCGGGUGUGACGGAGACCGUCGAUAGGACUGAAAAGCAGCUUAAAGGGGAAAUAAAUGAACAUGAUAUGCGCGGCAAGGAUGGAGUGCCUUUACAUUUAAACAAAAAGAACGUCAGCGAACUAUUUGGCAGCAUGGAAGAGCAAAAAAUUGAAACCUUUGAGAAGCUUGAUAAAACCUACACAUUAGAUCAGAAAGACGAUCUAGAGAGGCAAGGUUUUGCCUUUCUUACUCCAAAGCAGUUGGAUAUAGUAUACGGACCGAAUUCACCAUACCACAAACCAGACUCGUUGCGACAAUUCAAGAAAAUCCAUCGAUUGCGAGACGAUCCACAUCACCUUAUCGAAAAAGAUAUCCGUAAAAUCGCCGAGGCUAAAAAGUUCCAAGUGCGUCAGAAGGAUAUUGUCUUGUCACCGUUUCUGUUCACUUGGCUAGUAUUUGCCAGCGGACCGCUCUCUCAACCGAUCACCUUGUCUCCACUACUGUUUUCUCCCAUUGUUCUAUCACCGGCAGUACUUGGACCAAUAACACUCUCACCGUGGGUGUUUAUUCCGCUUAUACUUUCGCCUCGUGUUUUGUCGCCAUUGAUCUUAACUCCGUUAAUCUUUUCACCUAUAAUUCUUUCGCCGUUGGUACUGCAUCCGUUGAUUCUUGUCCCAGGUAUUUUUAAUCCGAUCGUACUUUCACCUUUAGUGCUUUCGCCGUUUAUUUUAUCACCACAAGUAUUCUCUCCACUAAUUCUUUCCCCAAUGGUUCUCAAUCCACUCAUAUUAACACCUGUCGCCGGCACACCACUAGUUCUUAAUCCGUUCCUCCUUUCUCCUCUCAUAUUAUCCCCACUAUUUCUUUCCUCAGUUGUUUUAUCACCAUAUGUGUUAUCACCGCUCAUAGAAUCGAAACUGAUUGCCUCCGAAGUUAUACUUUCACCUAGUUGGCUUUCGUAG